Molecule: messenger RNA, 1952 nt
Organism: Anneissia japonica
Lineage: Eukaryota; Metazoa; Echinodermata; Crinoidea; Comatulida; Comatulidae
Product: endophilin-A3-like
Exons: 13
Coding region: 144-1358 (404 amino acids)
Biological process (GO): synaptic vesicle uncoating
Cellular component (GO): presynapse; cytoplasm; glutamatergic synapse
Molecular function (GO): protein binding
Source: RefSeq, a predicted model, not a curated record
UGUCGAAUCCGGAAUCGAUUGAUAUUUUCAUACUCCGUCUUACUGAAAACAAUUGACAGUACAGUAUACCUUCUGGGACAGAUACUCUUCAAAUUUCCGUGUAUUUCCUUUCUAUACCGUGUAUUAAGUGAAAGCAAGCCACCAUGUCUUUUUCUGGGUUCAAAAAACAAAUAAACAAGGCGAAUCAGUAUAUGAGUGAGAAGAUAGGAGGGGCAGAGAGGACAAAAAUGGAUGAAGAAUUCCUUGAGAUGGAAAAGACAAUAGACUUCACAGAGCAUGCAGUUGAUGAAGUAAUGGCCAAGACAGUUGAAUUUCUACAACCUAACCCAGUUGCUAGGGCUAAGUUGUCAACUUCUUUGACAGUUUCAAAGAUGAGGGGUCAAGCUAAGACUGCUCGUUAUGUUCAGGCUGAAAGUAUUCUAGGAGACUGUAUGGUAAAGAGUGGCACAGAAUUAGGAGAAGAUUCUUCCUUUGGUCACGCCUUGGUGGAUUGUGGUGAAUCCAUGAAACAGCUUGGCGAUGUGAGAGACAGCUUUGAUAUCAGUGUUCGGCAAAACUUCCUUGAACCUCUCAAUCACCUGAAACAAAAAGACCUCAAGGAAGUCAACCAUCACCGUAAAAAGGUUGAUUCAAGACGUCUGGACUUCGACUUCAAAAAAAAGAAACUUGCUAAAGGAGUUGGCAAUAAUGUUUUUGGUAUGUUGGGUACCACUAGUGCAGAAGGAUCAAAUCUCCCGGAGGAUGAGGUUAGGGUGGCAGAGGAAAAGUUUGAGGAAUCACUGCGGCUUGCUGAGGAUGGCAUGAAGAACAUUAUUGAAAGUGAUGUUGAACAAGUAAGACAAUUACAAGCUUUAGUAGAGGCACAACUAGACUACCACAGACAAGCAAUGGAGAUAAUGGAGAGACUCCAAGAAACCUUAGAGGACAGAGUCACGGAAGCUGAAGCCCGCCCUCGCAUGGAGCGUAAACCUUUGAGAUCAUCUAAGAAUUCCUACAAUAAUGACAUGAAUGGUGCAGUGAAAAAUGAGUACACAGAUGCAACCUUCUCAGUCCCACCGCCAGCAGCUCCAACUUUUGAUGUUUUUAGCACUGAUUUUGAAGAGGUCUUAGUAAACGACAGUAAUGAAGGAGAAGAUUUCAUUGGCUAUUCAGUCAAUAGCAACACAAAUGCAGGUGGUCCUUCAGAGUGCUGCAAGGCUCUCUAUGAUUUUGAGGCAGAGAAUGAUGGUGAGCUGGACUUCAAAGAAGGUGACAUCAUUACCAUCACACAAAAAAUAGAUGAGAAUUGGUUAGAAGGAUCCAUCGAUGGACGAACAGGUUUCUUCCCAAGCAAUUAUGUUGAAGUUCAGAAUUUAUAAAAAUGUAAACGAGUAACAUUGGUUUUCCAUAACUACUUUUUACAAAGAAACACUGUGUGUUUGUGAGAUACACCUAAUAACACAGUUUGUAUUUGUACAUAGACACAUACGUUUUGUGUUUGUCUGGUACAUAGACAAGUAAAGUUUGUAUUAAAGGAUGUUUGUAACAAUGUUAUUGCAUAUGAAGAAAGAUAUUAAAUGAUUGUUUUAUAAAUAAAAAAUAUUAAAGGAGUUGGGUAGGAAGCACCAAAUGUUGACAUGAAAUAAUUUAACAGUGAUUCUCAGAUACAAAUGAAACUUUAUAUUUGAGAAGAAGAAGUUGUUGAUGUAUUUGUAAAGCAUAAACUGCAUAUACACAUUUGUAUUUUACGAUAGUUAAUUAAGUGCAUUUUGUAAGUGUACCCUUUACAAUUUAGGUUAAAAAAUAUAUACUUAGGGUAAAAUAUGGUUAGGCCGUGUUUACUAAUACAGUAAAGUUAUUAUUUAAUCUGGUUAUUAGGGAUAAGUGUCUUUAGACAAUCUGGUUAUUAUCUGGGCACUAUUAUGUGUCUAAAUUAUAUCCAUCACUUUAGAUAUGUAAUUAUGGCAAUCUUU